AUGCAUAAUAAGCGCGCUGACUCUACAUGCCCUCAAACACUUACACCACUAUCAACUGAUUCAAAAACGAUCGUUGGAUAUUUUCCUGGCCAUUUGUCUGAUUACACUCAUUAUGGAAAAACAUAUUACGAUAAUAAUUAUGAUUAUGUUAGUCCAGGUUCGAUCCCUUGGAAUAUUACGCAUUUAAAUUGGAUUGGUACGAGAAAUUUUAAUUCAUAUUUUAAUCCGAUCGUUUUAACAGGAAACAUCAACAUUAACUCUAAUCCAUCAUUCGCAAAUGGAACUUCCAGUGACCGUGCAGGAUUUAUUACCAAUGUUAUAAAUUUUACAACUCAAGUUAAUAUAAUCAAAAACUUAACUACACCUACAAAUAAAACCGGUCCAAGUAUUACACUUAACCAGACAUCAGCCAUUAUGAGUGAUUGGAGCAAAAUCGUACCUUCAGCAAAACUCAACUUAGGAGUAGACUUUUAUGGUGUUAUUGAAUUAACUGCUCCGGUUGAUCUGGGUAGUCUUGACAAUAACCAAACUAUUCCACGUAACUUAACAACUGCUCCAUUCGCUACUUCAUAUAGCAGUGACCCCUCUAUUUAUCUUUUUUAUGAUAAAUGUUCAUUUACGUUGGAUAAAUCUAUACAAUUAUAUCCUUGGUAUUUUAUGAGACUGCAAACUGGUCAGCAAACUGGUCCGCUCAUAAAUUCCUGUACAGCCGGAAAUGGUUGGGCUCGUAAAUUUGAUUCUGAGACAAGUACUACUUAUCUAUACAAAGUUAGUUCAGAUUCACUAGUCGUGGGUUCGCCAACGCCUGUUUAUGUAUAUGAUUAUGUCUCUUAUGAAGAUCCUCAAUCAAUUCAAUAUAAACUAAAAUUAAUUACAAAUAACUCGUAUGGUGGUAUAGCUAUUUCAGAUCUUUAUGCGGAUUCCAGUGAUAAUGAAAUGUUAAAUACUAUAACGUCUGUCUUUCCGGUUUCUUAUAGAAAUGUUACUAGUUCUAAUAACAGUUCGUCUUCAGGACUUUCAAUUAUAACAUCCAUUAUUGUAGCCUUAGUCAUCCUUUGUUGUUGUGGUUGUUGCUGCUAUGGAUUAUUUAGUAAGUCUAGUUCUUCUUCAUCUGGUUCAUCUGGUUCAUCUGGGAAGUGGGUACCGGUAGGCACUUUAUGGGCAAAAGUAUAA
Dentiscutata erythropus is the source of this 1173-nucleotide messenger RNA. Lineage: Eukaryota; Fungi; Glomeromycota; Glomeromycetes; Diversisporales; Gigasporaceae. The record is from the annotation of a GenBank genome assembly.